CAUGCGCGUGUCCUUUCCCUUCUUCUUGGUGUCUGAGUGGAAGCAAGAAAAAGGGGAGCCUGGUUUUGGGGGGACGUGAUUUUGGGGGGUUCCCCCAUUGUUAUACCCCUCCUCUUCCUCCUCCUCGGACUCCCCAAAGCCAUGGAAGGACCCCAGAGAGAGGGCAGCCCAGCUCUUCCUAUUGCGACAACACCACCACUUGCUGGACAGAAGGAAGAACUAUUAAGCCAAAGCAGCAGUGGGACCCAGAUUUCUAAUGCCAGCGGUGUCUCUUUGGGAGAAGUGAUACGACGUAGAUCUGCUACUAACUGGGAGAUGGAAGAAUGGUACCAGCCUUGUACAGAAGUGGAUGCCAGUAAUCUAAUAGUGGCCAUAGGAUGGAAGAUGAGCCAGACCCCUGGAGCUUGUGACUUGACAGAGUUCACAACUAUGGAGGAAGGUUUUGUUACUCCUGCAGAGACUUUUGGGAGGCAGCAAGCACCUAAUGUGACACACAGUCCAAUCCUAGAAAUUCAGGACAGUUGCCUCUCUCCCAAACUCCCACUGCUGACGACAUACGCAACUCAAGGCCAAACCUUCUUCAACGAGACAGUCUUCCAGCCAGCAGAAGUGGACUUUGCUGCUUUGAGAGGGACUCCAGAUGUUUCUCGUACUGCUUCUGAAGAGGCUUCCAGCCAUUUGCAGAUGAGAGAGGCUGUGCGGCUGGCAACUAUGGAAGUUGGCUCAGAGUCUUCCAGUGAUUGCCUUCCUCUGUCUCAGCACUCACUGGCUAUCAGCACCAUGGCACCUAGCAAUACCAGUCUUGGUAGCUAUCUGUCCCAGCAUCCUCUUUCUCUUUCUGCAUGUAUGCUUACAGAACAGAGGAAUUGUAAUGAAGAAGAAACACCUCAGCUCAGUAUGUGUGGUAAAACCUUUGGCUCCAAGGAUGGGAUUUCUGGAGUCCUAUCGUCACAAAAUUUGCCAAACCAGCAGAUGGCAACUCCACUAGAAUCUUGGGGAGCUUUUUCAGGCCAAGAUCUUUUCCUUUUGGACAGCAAUGUGCCAGCCCCUCUCCUGCUUGAAAUUCUGGAAGAAGAGGUGGGGUUAUCCAAGCAGUAUGGAUUCUUAUCUUCUGAGAGUUCUUCUGGUAAAAGUGUUUUAGGAAAGGAUGCAGAAGAAAAUGAAACAAGUCAGCAAAUGGAGGAUGUAGUUUUGGUAGAAAGACAUCCGGAAACAUUUGUAGAACCACAUCAGCAAGAAGUAGGAAACAUUUCUGAGCUUGACCCAUUAAAAGUAUUUUCUGAUUCAGAAAGAAAGCUUGGAAAUGCCAGUGAUGCAGCAAACACUUCACAGGCAUUGGCUUCCUUUGGGGGGCAGAGAGUGAGUUUGGGUGACUCAUGCAGUAAUACUGGGGUACCUUCAAGACCUUUGCAGAAUAAGGUGCAGGUGCAGCAUGUCUCUGAAGUUGUAUUUGAAGAACAAAAAAGAAAGCUUGUUUCAGCUGUAACUGACUGUAGACGUAAUGUACCUCUCCAACCAGCCACUAUGGCUGCAGAGCAUGGCAAUACAGGGAGCAAGCAGGUAAAUUCUGUGGUGGAAACCCAGAUGGGAGCAAGCAAGAAUGAACUAACACUCUCAGAUUUCAUCAUAGAGAGAGAGCAUAAGGAUAGUGGAAUUUCACCUUCCUUUAAUGAGGGAUCAUUUUUUGGACAUCUGGCUCAUCCAGUUCAUCAUUCUACCCCAGGACUUUUUACAACUCGAAACCUGAGGCAAGAGGCUUCUGGUAUGACCAUCCCAGCCAAGUCUGUUCUCCAGUCCCCUCUUUCUUGCUUACGUGAAGAGACAUCUAAGAAUUCUUCUGGUGAAGCUUGCAUUCCUUCUGUGGAAGAACCUCGAGUGCCUUCUGGCGAUGACACUGGUGUACCUUCUGCUGAAGAGCCUCUUACAUUCCAAAGUGACCAAGAAGCAAAAAAUGAAAGUAGUGGACAUCUUAGAGUUUUACGUCCUCUUAAAGGCAGGAUUCAGUCUCUGCCUUCUCUUAAUUUCAUGGAGAAGGUAGGGGCAUGGAACACGAGUCAGUCAGCAGAGAGGAUGCCUAAUGCUUUGGCAUUAGAUGGUUCAAGUGGCAUCUCACCUAAGCAGAAGUCUUACAGUGUCAUUGCAGACUCCUUAAACAGCAUCUUGUUGAAGCAUCAAAACCAGUUUGAUCUCAAGCCAGGGUUGGUGACACCAUUCUGUGGACCAAAGUCCAUGACCAAUCUGCGUUCUUAUGACAAAAAAUCACCUCACGCUUUACCACUUACUAGGUCCCAGUCUGAAAACUCUGUGAUGGCAAUCAGCAGAGAAAUGUCAAAGACUGAAGUAGGUCAUGAAAAAAUCCAGGAUUAUAAUCUUCAACCAGCAGAAGACAAGGGCCAUGCAUCAGGAGAUUCUGAGGUUAAGCAAAGUGAGGCUUGCAGAGAUGAUGCCAAAGAGCCUCUUAUCCAGCAUCAUACAGCCGUUUUAGUCUCCACUGUAUCCAGUGAUGAAGAAAGAAUUGAACAUGUUGGAAGUGGCAAGAGCUCAAAUCCAGAUAAUUUUAUUACUAGUGAACGAGUCGCUGAACUCCUUAGAGAAGAAACUGGUUCUCUUAGUGGUUGCCAGGAAAAGUCUGGUGGCUCUCCAGAUAAUACUAGAGAGUUGUCAGGCACUCACCGUUGUAACAACCAGAUUAGUAUGGACUGUUUUAGAGAUGUUUCACCAGAUAGCUUAAAUCAGCUAACAAGUUCUGGGGGAGGUAGUUGUAUUGACUUGAGACUUUCCUCAGGACAAUCUUCAAGACGAUCCUCAGCUGUUUCUGGGAAGCUGCAAAGCAGUUUCAAAGAUGUAUUGCAGACUUCAGAUCACAGAGAAAUGAAUAUAGAAGAGAGGAUACCGGUAUACCUCCAUAACCUUGGCAUCGAUCAGUCACCUUCAUCGAUACUGACUCCAUUCGUGCCUCGAGGGCCAAUCAGAGAAAUUGAACUGUCUCCAACUGAGCUCAGAACACUGAAAGCAUCUACUGAUUUGUCAACACAGUGUGGGCAGCUGUCAGAAGGAGACCCUCACUCUGUUAUAGAUGCAAUACAGUCAAGCUUUAACUCUUCCAUUUUUAGCGGGCCAGUUCCAGCAGGAUCACAUACUGGCUCUGAUAGUCCACUGCCCACAGAGCUUCCCUCACAGCCUUCUGGAGACUUGCUUGGUCAGAGCAGGACUGUCUGCCGUCAGUUACAGCUUUGUGCUCCCCCACAGCCACUGUCAGGGGACACAUCUAAAUCCCCAGCUGCUUUGCCGUCAGCAGAACUGAGCCAAGUAAUCCCAGAAGUUCCUUCUGAUUCUCAUUCUGAAGAGGAGAGGGCCCCAGAAUGUGUAAAGUCACUGGCAGACAUAAAUGAUCCAAAGGAGCUCGGAGUAAGUAAAGAGAAACCAUUUUGUGGCUCUGUGGCUCAAGAAAAUGCUGAAAAGGGUAUGACUGGAGAAACUACUUCUUUGUGUGUAGAUUCUGAAGGAGAAAGAGAUUAUUCUUUCAUAGGAUCAGAAACACUGAAGGAAAUUGAGAAGCUUCUGGCAGAAUCAGAAAGUAGAACUUCAGGCAGAAACUUUAACACCAGCUCCUUCGUCUCCUCCUCCACAGAACUGGGCAGCUCAUUGAAACAAAUGAAAGACAUGGAUGCUUCUGUAGGUUCUGGACCAGUCAAGGGAAGUUAUCCAGGGAUUCAGAGGAUGUGGUCAUGGGAUGAGACACUCAACGGGCAAAAUGUUCAAGAAGACAAUACACGUGCCAAAACCCUUAGUCUCUCUGGUCGCUUAAAAUGGGAAGGUUUUCGUGCUGUGGAUAUUGGCAGCCAGAAGCAAGUUGUACCAGAAAAGUUGAAGCCGACAUGUGAAGCAGUUGCUGAAGAGAACAAGGGAGUGAAGCCCAUCACACGCUCUGAGCCAGAAGGUUGCAAUAGUGUAGUGGUAAAUAAAAGUCUGCCUGUUUCUGGAAAUAGUGCUGCAAAGAGCAACUUGAGUAACCCCAGAGAUCUCAAAGAAUUUCAGGCUACUUCUAGUGUAAAGCCCUCCAACACUCUGGAAAACGUUCAACAAGUUUUGGAGAAAACCAAAGGAGGUAGCAAUAAAGAGAUGAGUAGUAGUCACAGCAGCAGCGUGGACUCACUGGGUAUGAAAGUGAAAACCCUUCUGCGAUAUGAACCUCCUGUUCUGCACUCAACACGGUGGUUAGAUGAGCAGGCAUGUGGUGAAAGUGCUCAGAAGCAAGGCUCAGUUGGAGCCAGUUUAGCUGGCAGUAAAGGGGCCCCCAGUGCCAGUCAGAGCAACCACAGCAGCAGUCUGGACUCCCUGGCGGCCCGUGUCAAAACUCUUCUGGAAGAUGAACGCCCCGUGAUGCACGCCAUUCAGAUACUACAGAGUGCUGAAGAAGAAGAAGCAAAAGCCCAUGCCUCAUUGAAACUGAAGCAGGCAGCUCAACCUGCAGACUCUGUGCCUGACCUAAAUGAGGAGGAUCGACGGAUGAUAGAACAAAUCAAGAGAGAGCAGUAUCUGAAUGCCAGGACAUCUGGAAUUCGUAAGGGUCAGCUGUGGAGAACUGGAAAAAUUUCUAGCCCUGAUCCUAUUUCAAAGCUCAACCCAGAACUCUCAAAACCUUCAAGUGGCAAUGAGCUACAAAAGGCCAUUCAUACACAGAAUUUCGAACCAGUUGAGGUACCAAAGGUAGUUCAGGCUAGACCAGUGUGUAGAACUGACUGUGCCCUUCAAAGUGAGCCAGAGACAAAGUCCAUAAACAGAAUACAAUUCCCUGCCUGUAACCAGCUUCAGACACAUACAGAUAAUUUCUUGGACUCCAAACAAAAUGUUCAUGUUCCCCUGGGUAGUGCCAAAGACAUAAAUCUGAUGGAGUUGGCUGGUGCCUCCAGAGCACUUGUAGGAGACAAAGUGAAAGCAUCAACCCAGUUGACAGUCAGCAACUCUUCCACUGAACCUGCCAAGCAAAUUACUUCUAUCACAUUUGCAUCCCGCAAGAGGUUAUAUUCUCCUGCUUCCUGCCCUGGCUUUCAUAAAGCCACUCCUGGUAAUUUAGUACCUUUGGAAAGGCAACCUUUUAACAAUGAACCGUUGAAACCUAGUAAGCCACAGCAAGAAAAUUUAAAACCCUGUGCUUUGGGAGACACAGCAGCUGUUCGUAUACUGGAUAGGAGUGUUGGGUUUUCCUCAGGCAGAGGCUCUGAUCAAGACAUGUCCUUAUUUGGCGUCAAAGAAGAAACUCAUCUAGAAAAGAACAUUGCAUUAGUAGAAAAAUCCCAAGCCGGUUGUAUUGAGCAAAAAGUCAACUUUACAGAGGACUACAAGGAAGCUCAACCUUCUCAAAUACUUACUGAGUUGAGAAGAUCUGACACACUUUUAGAUGAUGUUUGUGAUAACAAUUCUAACCCAAAAGGCAACAUGGCUGAUUUGUCCUUUUCCAUAAAUGUGUCUCAGCAGAAGACAGAUGAUGCUUGUCCCCAAGAUAAGUCUGCAGAUUGCAACGGAAGCUUUCCCCACACCCCUGAGCCUAAAGGCAAGGAGAUCAUGUUGGUAAAAGAGAGUAGUAAACUUACUUUUGAUUCACAUUUAGGUAGGGCUGGAGACAUAGAUGUAAGAAGCAGCAGUCUAUUACCACCUUCUCCAGAUAACAAAGCCACAGUCCUAGCAGGAUCUCCUUCGUCACCAACCAGGAAAGCACUGUCUGGUGUCCACAUUACUUUAUCUCCAAAGUGUAUUGAUUUGGAUCUUCCUGGUCAGUUGGACACUGGAACUGAAAUGAGACAAGUUGGUGAAGUUAAGAAUGCUUCAGCUUUAAAUGCUUCAGCUAUUUCAUCAGAAGCUACCUCCCAGUUAAAACCCAGUGAACCUUCCCCAAAGACUCAGGAGUUUUCAUAUUUUCCAACACCACUAGCAUCAGAGUCUCAGUUUAAGCAUCCUGAUGUUCCAGUUGUAGCAGAACAAGCCCCACAUCGACGUCAGGAACUGUUGGAAAGCAGGCAGAAUUUUCCAGUUCAAAGCAGUGGCAGAAAUCUGGGAACUGGUGGGCAGAGUCUGGAAGAGAGCUCAAAGAACACUGCUGCUUCUCAAACAGAAAGGAUGUCAUCAGAUGCUAUCACUCAGAUAACAACAGAAAGCCCUGAAAAGACCAUUUAUUCAGCAGAGAUAUUUGUCAGCACUGACAACAAUGAGACGGAUGCUCCAAGACCUCUUCCUCAGAAGAGACAUGAAAUCUUAAGCACCACAACUGCUGAUGUCAACCAGAGCUCAAUUUUCAGCAGACAGGCUGAUCCACCACUUUUGCUGCCUUAUAAACCACCAGGGAGCUCGGAGGUGUACUAUGUCCCCUGUUCGAAGGAAACUCUUGGACUUUCUCGGAUGAGGUCAGAGACUACUGUGGAGAGCUCCCACUCAGGAUCAAAUGACGCCAUCCCUCCCAAAUUCCCUGCACAGGUGCUUGGCUCAAGGGAUGAGAAUCCUCCAGAUACUGGAGCUAUCAAACACGGGGAGGGUAUCUAUAGUAAAAGGACUGUAGUAAAGGGUGCUUGGACUCAAGAAAAGGUGUCAUCGUGGGAAGGUUUCAAAGAAAGUGCUGAUAUCAAAAAAGCCCUUGAAUCUGUCAAAACGAUCCAUUCAGUCUUCAAGCCUGGUGAGUUUUACCUGCACCACCCAGUGCCUCUGCAGCAUGAAAUUGACUUUCUUCCUAGAAGUGAUUCCUUGAGGCAGUGUUCAGUACAGGAGCGUCCAGCCCCAUCUUCUAAAGACUUCUUCCAGCACAAGGAAAUGACAGAGAGAAGGCAGGUCCCUUCCUCUCUACCUCACCGGAAAAAAGAGGAGCGGUUUUCCCCACUGACUGCUGAACUAGACUACAGUUUUGUUGAGGGGUCAAGGUUCAGCAAGCCUUCUGAGACAGACUCACCAAGAAGAGAAUCAGGUCAACCUGACAGGAGGAAAACAGGUCAUGAAACGGCAAAAGAGCCGCUUUCACCAGGCACUCAAAGGACUGGCUUAAAAGAGAAGCAGGUGGCUGAUCACCCAGUGAUGCAGAGCACUUAUUUUACUGGCAGUUUGGAUGAACUGUGGACUAAAUACUUAGAGCGCCAGAAGCAGCCACUGCAACGUAUCGCUGAUAGCAGUGGCAGAAAUGAGCUGUCUCUGGUAGAGCGACUUGAUCGAUUAGCAAGACUCUUGCAAAACCCUGUUAGGCACUCACUAGUAGUGCCUUCCAAGGAUGAGCAGAGCAGUGUCCAAGAGGAGAUGAAGAGAAAAGAGCCAAAGAAGACAAAAUCCCAAGGAAGAGUGGCAUAUAGAAGUAACUUGGCAUCCCAUAGUAAGGUAAAAGAGAGCCCAGAAAUUGUCGGCAGUGCACAGUUAUCAAAAUCCAGGUUUCAUAAUAUUGGAGCUACCACAGCUGUUGACCUCAGGGAUAAAGAGAAGUGCCAGGACUUUGAGAGUCUGAGUGACGCCUCUUCAGAGAUGAGGCCUGUCAAAGACUCCAGUGUUUUAAGUGGCAACACCUCUGAAUCAGGGGUGACUCAGCUGGAGACAGAAAGUGCCAGUAGGACAGAAGCGAGUGGUUCUGUUUCCACCAUUGACACAGCCAGGUUGAUCAGGGCUUUUGGACAGGACCGAGUGCACAUCUCUCCCAAACUCUCUCAGUUGUACAGCAACAUCAGCCUUCAGAAGACUCGCUCUGAGAAGUGGACCAAGGGAAGCCGUAAAUCUAGGACCACAGAUCACCCAAAUAUGGCCCGUGCGGUGCCAGCAGGAAAGAACACGCAGGCAACAGACUCUUUCAUUUCAUCAGAUUCAGUUUCAACUGCCGGUGGUUCCCGAGGACCCAGCUCAGCUCUCAGUAGCAAGAGGAGCACACGGAUGUUAAACAAGGCCGUUCAGGCAGGAGACUUUGAGAUUGUCAACAGCGCAACCAAGAAGCAUACACGAGAUGUUGGGCAGACUUUCCCCACCCCGACAUCCAGCCAUGCGAGGAUACAGAGAGAUCAUGGAGGCGGAAUGGAAGAAGAGCUUUCCCAGACGGACGGAGGCAGUUCAGAGAGCAAGGGGAAACAGCGGAGGCAGCCGAGCAGCUUCCUGGCAGAAAAAGGACCAAGGAAGAGCAAGUCGCAGUAUCUGCAAGGAGUUUCCUGGUUUGUUCCCACAGAGGAUUUAAAGUCAGAUCCCAAGAGAGGAAAUGGAUCCAGCAAUGUUCCUGAACCGGGUCCUUCAUGGUUUGAACCUUUGCCAAGUGGGAAGCCCUGGCGAGAACCCCUCCGGGAGAAGAACUGGCAGGAGGAUCACAGUGGCCUCCAGGUGCGUCUGGCGGCUCCAGCGAGAGACAUAGAGAAUAACCCACCCUCACCUUUUGGGAAAAUUACACUCCAGGAGGCUCUCGCGUUGCGCCGUCCCGAUUUCAUUUCUAGCGCUGGGGAGCGUGUGAAACGCCUCAAGCUAAUCAUAGAAGAGAGAAGAUUGCAAAGUAUGCUCCAGGGCGAGAGGGAAGAAUUAUUUAAUCCUCCCGAACAGAGGAGAAGUUAUAGAAAUUCAGCUUUUCUGCCAAACAGAGACUACCGGACUAUACGGAGAAAAAGAGCAAUUUCCAAGAACGAAAUGGUACAGAGAUCGAAACGCAUGUACGAGCAGCUGCCUGAGGUGCGUAAAAGAAGAGAAGAGGAGAAAAGAAAAUCAGAAUAUUCUACCAAUCGUUUGAAAGCCCAGCUUUAUAAAACGGCGCUCUAAGUGACCUUUGACAGUCUCCUUAGGAAGGAGAACAUGAGCAAAUCCAACAUCGAUUGGCCAUUAGAAUUGAUGGGGUCAUUGACAGCUUAUGUGGUCUGUAUUACUUCUUUAAUUUAAAAAAGAGGCAGAAAAGGUUUUGUCCCAGAGUCACUCCAAAGUCAAAUUUGCAGUGUAUAACAGGAAGAGGGAAGACAGCUCUCGCUGCAUUUAAGGAGAGGAAAUGGACGAAAGUGAAAUAUGGUUGUGAGUUGGACUGUGGUCACAAGGUGGCACUGCUAUAAAUGGAAUGAAGCAGUUGACACAUUGCAGUCCUGUUAGAUAGGACCUUGAGUUUCUGAGCUUCUCCAGUGAAGCUGGUCUUUCUCUCCUGGUCUUGCAAAAGUUAGAACAGAUGCAGCUAACAUAUGCACAUCAUGUGAAAGUUAAAAAUAUUAUUAAAGUAGCAAUAGAAUUAAAAGUACAGCUGGCCCUCCUCAUUUGUGCCUUUGACU
Messenger RNA from Sceloporus undulatus (fence lizard), 9245 nucleotides. It is a transcript of the gene ALMS1, whose product is annotated as ALMS1 centrosome and basal body associated protein. The record is from RefSeq and is a predicted model, not a curated record. The transcript has 19 exons. Gene Ontology annotation, cellular component: cytosol; centriole; centrosome. Gene Ontology annotation, biological process: regulation of centriole replication. Lineage: Eukaryota; Metazoa; Chordata; Lepidosauria; Squamata; Phrynosomatidae. The coding region runs from base 142 to 8754 and encodes 2870 amino acids.